CACGCCCCCAGGGAAGAUGGCGGCGCUGCGGGCGCUGCGGUGGCGGCGGCGGCUCCCGGGGCUCGGGAGGCGGCUCCUGGGGAGCGCCGGCUCCCCCGAGGAGCGGCCGCAGUUCCCGGGCGCCUCGGCCGAGUUCGCCGAGCGGCUCGAGUUCAUCCAGCCCCAGGUGCUGGCCGGGAUCCCGGUGUACCGGGUGAUGGACCGGCAGGGACAGGUGAUCCGCGAGAGCGAGGACCCGCAGCUGCCCAAGGAGCAGGUGCUGAAGCUCUACAAGACGAUGACGCUGCUCAACACCAUGGACAGGAUCCUGUACGAGUCCCAGCGCCAGGGCCGGAUCUCGUUCUACAUGACCAACUACGGCGAGGAGGGGACGCACGUGGGCAGCGCCGCCGCCCUCGACGCCGCCGACCUGGUGUUCGGGCAGUACCGCGAGGCAGGUGUGCUGCUGUACCGGGGCUACCCCCUGGAGCUGUUCAUGGCCCAGUGCUACGGCAACGCGCGGGACCCCGGCAAGGGCCGCCAGAUGCCGGUGCACUACGGCUGCGCCCAGCGCCACUUCGUCACCAUCUCGUCCCCCCUGGCCACGCAGAUCCCGCAAGCCGUGGGCGCCGCCUACGCCAUCAAGCGCGCGGACGCCAGCCGGGCGGUGGUCUGCUACUUUGGGGAGGGGGCGGCCAGCGAGGGCGACGCCCACGCCGGCUUCAACUUCGCCGCCACCCUCGAGUGCCCCAUCGUCUUCUUCUGCCGCAACAACGGCUACGCCAUCUCCACGCCCACCUCCGAGCAGUACCGCGGGGACGGCAUCGCCGCGCGGGGUCCGGGCUACGGGCUGCUCUCCAUCCGCGUGGACGGCAACGACGUUUUCGCCGUCUACAACGCGACGCGCGAGGCGCGGCGCCGCGCCGUGGCCGAGAACCAGCCCUUCCUCAUCGAGGCCAUGACCUACAGGAUCGGCCACCACAGCACGAGCGACGACAGCUCGGCGUACCGCUCGGUGGACGAGGUGAACUACUGGGACAAGCAGGACCACCCCAUCUCCCGCCUGCGGCUCUACCUGGCGCGCCGCUCCUGGUGGGACGAGCGGCAGGAGCGCGACUGGCGGAACCGCUCCCGCAAAAUGGUGCUGGAGGCGUUCGAGCAGGCCGAGCGGGAGCCGAAGCCGCCUCCCCACCUGCUCUUCUCCGACGUUUACCUGGAGAUGCCCCCGCGGCUGCGGCGGCAGCGCCAGGAGCUGCAGCGGCACCUGGAGACCUACGGCGAGCACUACCCGCUGCAGCACUUCCAGAAGUGACCCGAAAUCCCGGGAAUUCCCCCCAAAAAACGGGGUUCCCCGAGAGUCCCCAAAUCCGCCCCAAUCUGCCCCAAAUCCGCCCCAAAUCUGCCCCAAAUCCGCCCCAAAACUCACCUGGAGACCCCCGGGGGGCACUACCCGCUGCAGCACUUCCAGAAGUGACCCGAAAUCCCGGGAAUUCCCCCCAGAAAACGGGGUUCCCUGCUGGAUCCCAAACCUGCCCCCAAACCGCCCCAAAUCCGCCCCCAGAUCCCACCUGGAGACCCCCGGGGAGCAGUUCCGAAAGUGACCUUAAAACCCCGGGAAUUCCAUAAAAAAAUACCCGAGAAUUUAAUUUAAAAAAUUACCCGAGAAUUCCAUUAAAAAAUAUCCGGGAAUUCCCUAAAAAACACCCCCAGAAUUCCUUAAAAAAACCCUAGAAUUCCCUCCAAAAAACCCGGAAUUCCCUAAAAAAAACCCCUGGAAUUCCCUAAAAAACACCCCCAGAAUUCCUUAAAAAAAAACCCUGGAAUUCCCUCAAAAAAAACCCCGGAAUUCCCUAAAAAAAAUACCUGGAAUUCCCUAAAAAACCCCCUGGAAUUCCCUAAAAAAACCCCCGGAAUUCCCUCCAAAAAACCCCCGGAAUUCCCCGAUCCCGCCCCAGAAUCGCCCCCAAUAAACGGCGUUCAGGAGAGGAGGAGCCUCGGGAAUUUUGGGGAGAAAACCCUGGAAUUUUGGGGCUGGAUUCCCGGAAUUUUUGGGGAUAAAUUCCGGGGAUUUUGGGGCAGGAUCUCUGGGAUUCUGGGGAGAAAUUCCCGGAAUUUUUGGGAUUGAAUCCCUGGAAUUUUUGGGAAGGACCCCCGGGAUCUGAGGGCUCCGGGAAUUUCAGGAACAUCCCGAAAAAAUAAAAACCCCAAAAUCCGUGAAAA
This is a messenger RNA of Haemorhous mexicanus (house finch), 2199 nucleotides long. RefSeq names its product 2-oxoisovalerate dehydrogenase subunit alpha, mitochondrial. Gene Ontology annotation, biological process: branched-chain amino acid catabolic process. Gene Ontology annotation, molecular function: oxidoreductase activity, acting on the aldehyde or oxo group of donors, disulfide as acceptor. NCBI's taxonomy places the organism in Eukaryota, Metazoa, Chordata, Aves, Passeriformes, Fringillidae. Bases 17 to 1291 code for a protein of 424 amino acids. The record is from RefSeq and is a predicted model, not a curated record. The transcript is spliced from 9 exons.